AGGUCCAGCCCAAACACGCGAAGCGGAACCCCUCUCGCUUCCCUCGCUCUCCAGUCUCCCCCCGAGCCCGUCUCCGGCGAGCUAGGGUUUCCGCCUCCGCCCCGCCGCUCCACUCCCGCUCGUCAACCCCGCCCUCCCUGGAUCUCCAGCCAUGUACGGCGGAGACGAGGUCUCGGCAAUCGUCAUAGACGUAGGCUCCUACAGCUGCAAGGCGGGCUACGCCGGCGACGACACCCCCAAGGCCGUCUUCCCGUCGGUUGUUGGUUCAAUUGAACAAACGGGAGACACCGAUGACUCCAAGCCAGAGAAAGAAGCUGACUCUGCAUCAGAUUCUAAGAAUGGAGCUAAGCCUAUGGAUGUGGACAAAGCCAAGACAAAACGCAAACUUUAUGUUGGUCAAGAGUUGGAGUUUAGGAGGGAUCAUAUGGAGGUGAUUUCACCUAUGAAAGAUGGAACAGUAACUGAUUGGGAUAUUGUUGAUAAUAUAUGGAAUCAUGCUUUCAGGCGGAGGUUGUUGAUUAAUCCUGAGGAGCAUCCCAUGCUCAUAGCCGAACCAUCUACAAACAAUGCACAGCAAAGAGAGAAAGCGGCAGAACUUAUGUUUGAGAACUACAAAGUGCCAGCACUGUUCCUAGCGAAAAAUGCUGUGCUCACAUCUUUUGCCUCUGGGCGAGCUACAUCUUUGGUGGUUGACAGUGGUGGUGGGUCUACUGUGGUUUCAGCUGUGCACGACGGUUUUGUUUUGCAAAAGUCGGUGUCGACUUCUCCAGUUGGCGGUGAAUUUUUAACUGACUGUAUGAUGAAAGCCUUGGAGAGCAAGGGUGUCGUUAUUAGGCCCAGGUAUUCAUUUAAGAAGAAGGAAGUCGGUCCUGGAGAAUAUAAGAUUGUAGAUCUUGAUCUUCCAAACACAACAGAGAGUUACAGGUUGUACUGCAUGAGGGCUAUUGCUAGUGACAUCAAGGAGUCUGUUUGCAGAGUUCCAGAUACUGCUUUUGAUGAAGUGGCGUAUGCAAAUGUUCCUACUACUUCAUAUGAGCUUCCUGAUGGACAAACUAUUGAAGUUGGUGCUGAUAGAUUCAAGGUUCCUGAUAUUCUAUUUAAUCCAUCUCUAUCCCAGACUAUUCCUGGGGUUGAUGGAUUUGCAGAUUUAAUGUCAGUCCGUGGCCUUCCACGAAUGGUCAUUGAUAGCGUAAAUAGGUGUGACGUCGAUAUACGCAAGGAGUUAUUUAGCAACAUCUUGCUUUCUGGUGGCUCAUCAUCAAUUCUGCAGUUAAAGGAGCGCCUAGAGAAAGAAGUACUAGAGGAGUCUCCUCAAGCUGCUCGUGUUAAGGUUAUGGCAAGUGGAAAUUCAGUGGAGAGGCGAUUCAGUGUUUGGAUUGGAGGGAGCAUUCUUGCAUCUCUUGGGUCGUUCCAGCAAAUGUGGUUCUCCAAAGCAGAGUAUGAAGAGCAUGGAGUUUCCUACAUUCAAAGGAAGUGCCCGUGAAGCAGUGGAACAUGUACGCCAAUAAUAUGCUUCACAAGGGUUGUAUGUCCAAAGGGUGCGUGUGUACAACAAUUAGAUGCCUUGCCAUGUUGGCUUAUGAAGACUCUGGUCGAGCUAUAUUUAUCUUAGUCACGGCAAGUUAGUUUAGGUUAUGUAAGGGUGUAAGAGCAGGGUCAGCUAAUACUUGCCAUUGAUGUUAGAUACUAGUUCAUGUGCUGAAUCUUUUUGUCCCAUCUGUACAAUGGGACGGGAUAAUACUCUUAUUUUGUACCGGAGCUAACUUUUCGCCGGCGGAUUAAAGUCUAAGAUGAUGUGUUUUAACCAG
Messenger RNA from Setaria italica (foxtail millet), 1808 nucleotides. Its product is annotated as actin-related protein 4. Lineage: Eukaryota; Viridiplantae; Streptophyta; Magnoliopsida; Poales; Poaceae. The transcript is spliced from 20 exons. Gene Ontology annotation, molecular function: chromatin binding. The record is from RefSeq and is a predicted model, not a curated record. Bases 152 to 1483 code for a protein of 443 amino acids. Gene Ontology annotation, biological process: regulation of transcription by RNA polymerase II. Gene Ontology annotation, cellular component: SWI/SNF complex; NuA4 histone acetyltransferase complex.